AUGGGGUAUCUGAAACAGAUUGACAUUGAAAACUUUAAGUCAUGGCGAGGGAAACAGGUCAUCGGUCCGUUCCUGCGAUUUAAUUGUGUAAUUGGCACAAAUGGCUCCGGUAAGUCCAAUUUAAUGGAUGCCGUGAGCUUUGCCGUUGGGGAGCGGGUUGCCAGUCUCCGGGUGAAGCGCCUCCGGGACCUGAUACACGGAGCCCACAUCGGGCAGCCGGUGCAGGACACCUCCCGCGUCUCCAUGCGGUACUGCGACGACGACGACCAGGAGACCGUCUUCUGUCGGAGCAUUUUAGGUGACAACUCUGAGUAUCGCAUCAAUGGUAUACAUGUUACUCUGGCCAAAUACAUGGAGGAGCUGGAGAAGAUUGGCAUUGUGACCAAAGCUCGAAACUGUCUGGUGUACCAGGGGGCAGUGGAGUCCAUAGCUUUGAACGACCCAAAAGAGAGGACCAAGAUGUUGGAGUGCAUUUGUCAGUCGAAAGAGUAUGCUGUAGAGUAUGAGGUGAAAAAAAAGGCCCUGCUGAAUGCCAAAGAGGACACACAAUUUCACUUCAACAAGAAGAAAUCUGCUAUUGUCGAGAGGAAACAGGUGUCUCAGGAAAAAGUAGAGGCCCAGAGGUACCAGGUGCUAGUGGAUGACCUUCACCAAAAGCGCCUGAAGCUGAGCCUGGCUGAGCUCUACUAUAAUGAAAAGAGCAUCAGCACCCUCAGAGACACCCUGAGGGAGAAACAACAGGCAGCAACUGUCCAGAACCAUAAACUAGUGAAAGGGGAGCAGACGGUCAAAACCAACAAGAAGGAACAUGGACGCCUCACUAGAGAGAAGCAGCAAAUAGAGAAGGAAAUCCGUGCCCACGAGCAUAUGCAGUCCCAGUGUCAGACCCAGUACAUCAAAGCCAAGGUAAACACCUCCCAUCACAUGAAGAAGGCUGAGGAGGUCCGUAAUGCUCUGAAGAAGAAUCAGAAGCUGAUGGCUAUUAAACAGCAGGAGCUGGCAGAGGGACAGCGAGAGAUCGCUGAGCUAGAGAGAACCUGGAGAAGCUUUGAAAAGCAGGUACAGGAGAAGGGUGCCUCCCGGGGGAGAGACAUCCAACUGGAUGAGGAUCAGCUGGAGCGAUACAAAGAGCUGAAGGAGCUGGCCCGAAAACAGGGGGCCGUCCUUAGCCAGCAGGCAGAGAAACUGCACUGGGGGGUGAGAACCGACUAUGAGAAGAUUUCUUUCGACCAGCGCAGAAAGAUCGAAGUGGAGGCUGCCGUCAGGAACUGUCAGGCUCAGCUGGAAGAUUUGAUAAGCAGAGCAGAGAAGCUAGAGGAGUACACCAAGAAAUGCAACUCAACCCUUGAAGAAUGCUGUCAGCGGGAGGAGAGCUUGAGUGCAGAGCUGCAGCGGGGCCGCCAGCGCAGCCAGGAGGUGAACCAGGAGCUGGGCCAGGUGCUAGAGGAGCUGGGGGACGCCCGUCUGGACAGCCAGGAGAGCAGAAGCCAGCUGCAGCGCAAAGAAAUGCUAGAGAAGCUCUGCAGACUCUACCCUGAAACUGUGUACGGUCGUCUGUGUGACCUCUGCAGCCCCAUCCAUAAGAAGUACCAGCUGGCUGUUAUCAAGGUGUUUGGUCCCUACAUGAACGCCAUUGUAGUAGCCACGGAGAAGGUGGCCCGCGACUGUAUCUGUUUCAUCAAGGAGGAACGAGCUGACCGCGAGACCUUCCUGCCCAUCAACUACUUGGAUGUGAGUCCUUUGAAUGAGCGACUGAGGGAGUUGCCCGCUGCCAAGAUGGUGGUAGAUGUUGUUCAAGUUAACAGUGGCCCAGGUGCUGCUCAGCUGAGGAAAGUGGUGCAGUUUGUCUGUGGCAAUGCCUUGGUGUGUGAGACCCUCAAAGAAGCGAGGAGUAUGGCGUUCGACAGGCAGCCGCGCAUUAAGACAGUAUCCCUGGACGGGACGCUGUUUUCAAAGUCAGGUGUGAUCUCUGGAGGCUCCAGUGACCUGCGGACCAAAGCUCGUUGCUGGGACGAGAAGGACAUGAAGCGGCUAAAGGAACGCAAGGACCAGCUGACAGCAGAGUUGCGCGAUUUGAUGAGGCUGAAGCGAAAGGAGGCUGACCUGAGUCAGAUCAUUGCUCAGGGUCAGGGUGCAAAGACCCGCCUCAAAUACUCCAAAACUGAGCUGGAAAACCUUCGCAAGAAAAACAUCCUUAAAUGCCAAGCGGAGAUUUCUCGUAUGGAGAGUGAAUUAGCAAACCUGGACUCUCAGAUCCAGAUGCAGCAGGAGAGUGUGGAGGUGAAGGAUGCAGAGAUGAGGAAGAUAAGAGACCAGAUCGACCAGAUGGAGGACUUGGUGUUUUCUGACUUCUGUGCUGAGAUUGGUGUGGACAGCAUCAGAGAGUAUGAGCAGGAGCACCUCAAACAGCAAACAGAGCUUGACAAGAAGCGGCUGGAGUUUGAGAGUCAGUGCGCUCACUUGAAUGCAAAUCUGGAGUACGAACAAAACCAAGUGGAGCAGCAGAAAAGGAAGCUCUGCAAAAUGGAGGAAACCAUUGACAAGGAGGAGAAAAUCAUUGCUGUGCAGAAGAAGGAGGAGGAGAAUCUGCUGGAGGCAGUGGAGGAGAGUCAGAACAAACUGUUGGAGUUGAACAACCAGCUGCUGUCUAAGAAGAGCCAGGUGACUGCUGCCAAAGCUGAGCUGGACCAGGAAAUUCAGAGCGUCCAAGAAAUAAACAAAGAGUUUGUGAAACUUCAGCAGAAGGUGGCGUCUGCAGAGGCAGCUUUGGAGCAGAAACGCAUGGCCAGACACAACUUACUGUUGGCCUGCAAGAUCCAGAGUCUGCCCAUCACUCUGCUGUCAGGAAACCUGAAUGAAAUCAGUGAGGUGCAGAUUGACACAGAAUCUGAAAGCACUUCAGCCACCAUGGACAUCUACGAGAGAGAGGCACAACUUAUCAUCGACUACUCCGACCUGGAGGCAGAAUUCAGAAGUAUACAGGCAGAGGAGGAAAUGGAAGCCUACUUGGAGAGACUGAAAGAGUCACUGUCCUCUAUAGAGGGAGUACUGCAUUGCACCACUGCCCCCAACCUGAAAGCUCUGGAGAAGAUGAGGGAGGUGAAGUACAAGUUACAGGGAGUGACAGAAGCCUUUGAUGCCAGCACCCGAGCAGCCAGAAAAUGCAAUCAGGAGUUUGAACAAAUCAAAUCCCAGCGCCUCCACCUCUUCAACAAGUGCUUUGAACAUGUGUCAGUCGUAAUCAAUGAGAUCUAUAAAAGAAUGUGCAGGAACAGCAGUGCCCAGGCCAUUCUGACCGCAGAGAAUCCAGACGAGCCGUACCUCGGCGGCAUCAACUACAGCUGCGUGGCGCCAGGGAAACGCUACAUGUCUAUGGACAAUCUGUCGGGAGGAGAAAAGGCCAUCGCUGCCCUGGCCAUGGUGUUUGCCAUCCACAGCUUCCGCCCUGCUCCCUUCCUCAUCUUGGACGAGGUAGAUGCUGCCCUGGACAACACUAACAUUGGCAAGGUGACCAGUUACAUCAGAGAUGAAUCCAGGGACAACAUGCAGAUCAUUGUCAUCUCCCUGAAGGAGGAGUUUUACUCUAAGGCUGACGCUUUGCUGGGAGUUUACUCACAUUUUGAUGAAUGCAUGUUCAGCCGCAUCCUGACCCUGGACCUGCGACCCUACCCUCUGCUUGAAGAGGACAAUGGGAAUCCAGUAGACAAGGAGAAGACGGGAUUCAUGUAGCAUUGAAUCAACUGCAUGGCCCCUCUGCAUGUGUGUCUCUUACACUUUUGUUCAUUGACUAUGUUAGUGGUUCUCAGUUUUUCAUCUUUU
Dicentrarchus labrax (European seabass) is the source of this 3819-nucleotide messenger RNA. It is a transcript of the gene smc1b, whose product is annotated as structural maintenance of chromosomes 1B. Lineage: Eukaryota; Metazoa; Chordata; Actinopteri; Moronidae. The transcript is spliced from 25 exons. Bases 1 to 3729 code for a protein of 1242 amino acids. Gene Ontology annotation, biological process: sister chromatid cohesion. Gene Ontology annotation, molecular function: ATP hydrolysis activity; ATP binding; DNA binding. The record is from RefSeq and is a predicted model, not a curated record. Gene Ontology annotation, cellular component: cohesin complex; nucleus; chromosome.